AUGCCUGAUGUGCAACCUCUGGCGGAACGGUCAAGCACGGAGCCUGAACCGCGUCUGCCGCUUCACACGUUCUCACCGCCCAUCAUCUUUCCACCACUAGACCAGCCUCACAAGCAAACGUUUGUUUUCCUUCAUGGUCGGGGGUCCAGCGCCCGCAAUUUCGCGCCUCCAUUCCUCUCGUCCCCAGUAGGAGGGUCAUCAACUGGGGCAGAUUCAAAGUGUCUGAGAGAAGCUUUGCCUAACACGCGGUUUGUGUUCCCCACAGCGCCGCGGUCGCGGGCUACAAUUUAUAGACGGUCCAUCAUAAACCAGUGGUAUGAUGGGAGCGGAGAUUGGGAGGAGACAGUUCUGGGCCACGCCAGAGAAACUGUUGACUUUGUGCACGAUCUCUUACAAGAAGAAGCGCUUCUUGUUGGCGGAGCCGAUAGGAUCAUCCUGGGUGGUAUAAGCCAGGGUUGUGCGACCGCACUUGUGUGUCUGCUGCUCUGGGAGGGGAAGCCCCUUGGCGGCCUCAUGGGUAUGUGUGGAAUGCUGCCGAUGAAUGGUGUUCUUGGGGACACUUUGUGUGCGUCAAAGGAGUCCCAUAGUAAGGAAGAGACCGGUAGCUGGGAAAUGACGUCUCACGCAAACCAAGAGGUUGGAGACGACGUCUUUGAAUCAACAAGCGAAGAUGGUUCAGACCCUUUUGCCCAUGAUGAAAAUCAGUCGCCAGCGACCCCGCUAAUACAAGCUCUGAAUAUUUUACGGGGGGAGAUGGACCUCCCAUUACUAGAAAUGAGCUCGGAGUUUCCAUUUCAAGAGACUCCCGUAUUUCUCGGUCACGGUACCGAGGACGACAAUGUAUUAUUCCAAUAUGGUCAAAAUGCGUCGCGUGUUCUGAGAACGAUGGGGUGCGAAGUUGAAUUCAGGAGUUAUGAGGGGCUAGGGCACUGGUACUCUAAAGAUAUGCUAGAUGAUAUACUCACCUUCCUUGACGAGAAGGUGGCCUGCUAUAGCAGCCUAUGA
This is a messenger RNA of Colletotrichum truncatum, 1005 nucleotides long. RefSeq names its product acyl-protein thioesterase. Gene Ontology annotation, molecular function: carboxylic ester hydrolase activity; palmitoyl-(protein) hydrolase activity. NCBI's taxonomy places the organism in Eukaryota, Fungi, Ascomycota, Sordariomycetes, Glomerellales, Glomerellaceae. Gene Ontology annotation, cellular component: cytoplasm. The record is from RefSeq and is a predicted model, not a curated record. Gene Ontology annotation, biological process: protein depalmitoylation.